Molecule: messenger RNA, 841 nt
Organism: Musa acuminata subsp. malaccensis (wild Malaysian banana)
Lineage: Eukaryota; Viridiplantae; Streptophyta; Magnoliopsida; Zingiberales; Musaceae
Source: RefSeq, a predicted model, not a curated record
GAAGAGGGAAGAAGUCCAAUACGUCUCUCUCUCUCUCUCUCUCUUUCUCUCUCUCUUUCGCUCCUCGGUUGGUGUUCCGUUUGCGUUCUCUGAGAACGAGAGAGAGAGAGAGAGAGAGAGAGAAGGGGGAAGGAGGGACGAGAAGGAGAGACCCAUCCCAUGGACGACUUCAGAUCGAGGUCCUUCAACGACGGGAAGAUGCAGCUGGAGGUGUACGGAGGCCGGCGCUCGGGGGCGGUCCCGGCCCCUCCGGUCCUGCACGACUACAGGAGCUACAGCGCUUCCUACUUCUACACCUACGACGGCAGCGGCGUCGGCUACGGCGAUUUCAAAGGGAAGCCUGACCACGGUUCCUCCGCGUCCAACAAGGGCGGGCGGGUCUUCAAAGACCCCGAGUUCCAGCGGAAACGGAGGGUCGCCAGCUACAAGGCCUACGCCGUGGAGGGCAAGGUGAAGGGCUCGCUGCGGCGGAGCCUCCGGUGGUUUAAGGAUAAGUACACCCGGGCGGUCUACGGCUGGUGGUAGGACUUCGCUUCCCCAUCGGGUCAUGUGUGGAAACUUUGCUCGAUCGUUCCAUCCAUCGAGUAUUUUGCUCAUAAAUCAUGUUCCCAGAAGGGGUGACCAAAAGAACAACUUGUAAUCUUAUUAGUGUGUACUUGUAUCAAGUUAUAGUCAGAGGCUGUAUGGAUCAGCAAAGAUGUAUGAUUAUGAUCUGAACAUUCUGAGCUGCUAAUUUGUUGUGACAUUUAUGCUUCAUACAUUGUCCUGUUAAUGCUUCUGUGUGUGUCCGUUCCAGGAUCUGGAUAUUUGAUUUGCUAGUUAAAUCUAAGCAUUUGUGAGU